GUGGAAACCAAACAAAAUGUCACACUUGCAGGAUACCCAUAAAAGAUGUGUACACACAUCAUUGGCUGUAGGCAAAUUUAUCUCCAUGUAAGGGAUUAGAAACAUUUUGUAAAAUGAGGCAUUAUUAAAUUUGACAUGAUUUUCAAUUCACAAUGACCAAAAAUCAUUUUGCCACACUUGGUAUAAAAGUCGGAGCAACUGAGGAUGAAGUCAAAAAAGCCUACCGAACCCUCGCAAAGAAAUUCCAUCCUGACAAGAACAAGGACUCUGGUGCAGAGGAGAAGUUUAAAGAAAUUGCUGGAGCUUAUGAAGUCUUAAAAAAUGUUGACCGUCGCGAGAUACAUGAAAGAGAACUCAAUCGACCAAAACACUUUGAAGCAGCUACAUCAAGUUAUACUAAAUCUGAAUCGAAAGCAAGCUCGACUGCUGGUCCGUAUGAAUCAUCAUGGUCUAAGAAAUUUGGACAUCAGUCUGAAUCAAGGUACAAUGGCUCAACAUUUGGGAACUUUGCUGAUGAAGGCAAGGAGAGUCAAUUCUUUACAAAGAAAGAGCCGAAACCUAAAGCAAAGCCCAAACAGAAAAAGAACAACUAUGGAAGUAGUAACACUAGACAAAGGCGGCCCUGGUCGCACACGGCAACGCCAUCGGAUGACAACGAUUUCUCAUAUGAAUACUCAAGACCUCAAACACCAAAAUCAAACUUUUCCUUUGCCUUCAAGUCUUUUGUGGAUGACCUUGGUAUGACAUUUGAGACUUUUUUUAUGGGAAGCCCUAUGCACUCAGGAUCUUUCGAGUUUUCUGCCUUUUUUGACGAGCCAUUCGAGGAUUUAUUUGGUGGCCAAGGAUCAUUCAACACCCCCCGCCAACAACGCCCCAGGAAGCGCAAUGUUGCACCUGAAAGAUCUGUACCUGACCCCGAAUCCAACGGAAUCGACCCUGAGUACAUGUUCUCCUCCCCCGGACCUCAGCCCAGGGCACAGAAUGGUUUCCAUGACAACUCACGCACCCAUACUCGCACCACUUAUCAUGAUAACCCUUUCGGGUAUGAUGAGAAAUCGGACAGGCACAAUGACUCAGAUGAUGACAUGGACAGUCGACUGUUCAAGUGCUCAUACUGUGAAAAGAGGCUGCCAUUUAGUCAACUGUCAACCCACGAGCCUGCAUGUGUUCUCCGCCAUGGAGGUAGGUUUGAUGUGGACAGCGAAGAUGAGGUUGCUGGGGACAACGAUGGCGGAUUCUCUCCUGAGGAGGACCAGUAUCCAAACAGGUCAGGUGACUGGCGCCAGACCCACGAAAAUUUGUUACACAAUAUCCGACGGGCAAAACGGGCUCAUAAAGCAAAUGCCCGUCCAUACAACUCUGCAACAACGCCCAGCACCACUGAUCGUACUGGCAGGGAAAACAAAGAUGAAGGCUUGGCUCAGAUCCAAUGCAAGUGGUGUGGACGCUCAUUUAGCCAUCCAACAGCAAAGCACCAUAUUCCAUUCUGUGAGAAGUGGACUAAAGAACAUGGCACGCCUCUCAAUCCAUCUGGCAAACCGGCGGCAAGGGACUUUGGCAGUAAAAGCCAAAAGGCUAAACAGUACGCAAAGCAUAUUCCCCGUCCGCGGGGUCAUUCAAGGGAAACAGAGGAUUCUGACUCACCACGCUCCCCUAGCAGCCAUUUUGACCCAUUUCGACAAACAGGCAGAGACACUAUGAAUAAACCCGGAGCUCCCUCUGGAACAGGCUUGCGUUCCACCUUCACUCCCAGAGCUGAGCGGGACUCCCCUGUGCCUGGACCCAGUGGAAUACGGCCAUCACAGGCAUUUACAACUAAUACACGUCCACCGAUGAACUCCAGCAAAAGACCACCCAGUUUCAAAUCCACGCAAGAUAACAGUAACCUGAGUGGGUCUUACAGCAGUCCCAUGGAAGACAGUUAUGGGUUUGGUCUGAGCGGAUCACGGAUCAAGACCUCGCCUCGCUCCAACAUUGGGGAAUCAUGCCCCAUAUGCCGCAAGAAGUUUGGUUUAAACAGCAGAUUCUCGUGCACGUGUGGUGUCCGCAAAACUCCGGGACGUAACGCAAGCAUGGGCCAUUAACGCAGCACUUUCUUUUUGAGGCUAUUCUGUGAAUAGUGUUAACAUGUAGUUUGUUAGGUAGUAGCACCUACGAAGAGUGCCUUUCUUUAUUCAUAUGUCCGUCCUUAAUUAAUCUGUGGACAAUCCUAGGGUAUUACCAUGAUUAAGUACCGGUAUUCAAAUUUAAAGUUUGAAUAUUAAUAGGUACUGUUUUAUUUCAGUUUUGUCAAGAUAUUUUUCAUACUGUUAUUGGGUUAAAUGACUAGACAAUGUAGGAAAGAAAAACAACGCUAGUUAAAACUGUAUUUUGGAGUGAAAACUUGACAACUCUAUGUGCCAUACAUUUUAAUUUCUCAGUGCUAUUAUUAACUAAAUAACGAGAAAUUGUUGUCUGUAUAUUGCGGAUGGGUAUUCCAGUGCAUGGACAAAAAAGUCACUCAAUGAUUGUAAUUAUGUAAAUAGACAAUUAUGAAAAAGUAGAGAUUUAUAUAUACUUUGGGGCACAGUAAUUGUCAGUACAGUGUUUUAUUCACCAAUUUGAGAAUGGGAAAUGUGCCAGAUGCGGACAAAAACCAUAUAAUUAUACUGACUAAAUUGGGAAUUUAGUCUAAAAAGAAACAAAAAUGCUUUAAAUAUUUGCCUGAAAAGAUAAAAGAAUGUGUCAGAUUAAAAAGGGGUACUAAUUAAUUGUUAAUUGAUAUUACAUAAGUAAGGUGCCUAAAUUCAAGAAAAUUGUUACAUAAGGGAUCAUAAUGCUCAUUAGCUUUAAAGUAUUUGCAUAAGCAUACAAUGAUAUUUUAAGCUAUUUGUAUUGAUAUUUUUUCAGAUUCUUGUUCAUAUCUAGUUUAUAUAUUUAUGUUUUAUUAUUUUUCCAUGUUAUUAGUUGUGUUAAUGAUUGGAACAUUAUGGGUAGACUUCUAUUUACACACGCAAGUGCUUAUCUAGAUUGAUUAUACACCAGCAAAGUGUGCAUGCUUGCCUCUACACUUGUAAUCUUAACUGAAAAAUAGUUUUGAUUCCAUUGAAAUUAUAAUUUUGAAUGAUUUGAGUUGUAUUGUUAACAUAAAGUGAUGCGGGGCCUUCAUUAAGAAGCCUAAAGGAGCAGGUUUAUACUUAGUUAUAAAAUAUACUGUUGAAAAUCACUCCUAGAAACACAAUCGCUCCUAGGAACAAAAUCACUCCUAGAAACACAAUUGCUCCUAGGAACAAAAUCACUCCUAGGUACAAGACCGCUCCUAGUAUUCUUGAUGAAACAGCCCCAUAUGUUUGUAUUUGGAUUUGACCUUGACAACAUUUUUCUGUAUUAAUGCUUUAUACUAUGAUUGUUGUGGUGGAUUGUUGCAAUAUAUAACUAGUUGUUUUGUUUUAGAGUUUUUUCACCAGAUUAUAAAAUAUAUUAAAAUAUAUAUUAUAGUUUUUAUCCAAUCAACGAAUUGCAUAUUAAUAGACUGUUUGCCUUCAAGUCAAUAUACAUUUCAUUCUUUCUUUUUUUAAAUUAUCCCUAAGGAAGCAUCUGGAUUUAUUUAAUUUUGGUUUCCAUGGAAUUUUGACAUAAAAAUUUAUUUCUUUGGCAUAUACCGUAACAUCUGGUGUGGACAAAUUGCCCUAUUUCAGACAAAAUACUUACUCGCACAGCCAGAAUGCGGCUUAUAGGGGCAGUCAGACCUUUAUAAACUGAAUUACUGAGUUUUGAUCCAUUUUCAGUUAUUUAAUUUUGACCAAGUGUUAAUUACACUUUUAUUCCCAUCCUUAAUGGACCUAAGUGUUUAUUUUAUUUAUUUUUAAUGUUUUAAAUUAUGUACUAAGUUAUUUAUUUUUUAUCUUGCCAGAAAUGUUUUAUUUGUUUUAGACAUUGUUUACUUUAUUUUAAUCCGUCCAUUUUUUCUUGCUGUGUUUAGAUUGCCUUUUAAAUAAUAAUGUCACAUAAUCUAGGUACAUUGUAGAAAGUGUGUUAUACUUUCAACUUCUUGAUAAAUGAAUAUGCACACCCCAAGGCAUGAUUUUUUAUAUUAUUUUUUUUUUUGGGG
Molecule: messenger RNA, 4090 nt
Organism: Mya arenaria
Lineage: Eukaryota; Metazoa; Mollusca; Bivalvia; Myida; Myidae
Product: zinc finger C2HC domain-containing protein T03G11.3-like
Exons: 11
Coding region: 153-2084 (643 amino acids)
Source: RefSeq, a predicted model, not a curated record